Pogona vitticeps (central bearded dragon) is the source of this 1853-nucleotide messenger RNA. RefSeq names its product paired box 8 (gene PAX8). Gene Ontology annotation, molecular function: DNA-binding transcription factor activity, RNA polymerase II-specific; RNA polymerase II cis-regulatory region sequence-specific DNA binding. Lineage: Eukaryota; Metazoa; Chordata; Lepidosauria; Squamata; Agamidae. The record is from RefSeq and is a predicted model, not a curated record. Gene Ontology annotation, biological process: regulation of transcription by RNA polymerase II; anatomical structure development.
AAAACCAGCUCGGCGGUCUCUUUUACUGGGGACAAAACUUCCUGAGCCGUUCAAAGCCAUCUUUCCCAGGCCUGAAUGUUUCUUCCUGGUGGAGACUGUACACAGCAGAAGAGGACAGGCCAAAGCAUCGAGCGGCAUCCACUGCGCGGUCCUGGCAGCCCACCGCCAGAGGGGAGGCCCCUGCAUCCCCAGGGGAACCGACCAGCCUGCCUGCCUCCUCGUCCUUCCUCUCUCCAGGAGCCAGGUGAACCGCCAUGCCCCACAACUCCCUCCGCUCAGCAGGCCGUGGAGGACUGAACCAGCUGGGUGGGGCCUUUGUGAAUGGGCGGCCCCUGCCAGAAGUGGUGCGGCAACGGAUUGUGGAUUUGGCACACCAGGGGGUAAGGCCCUGCGACAUCUCCCGGCAGCUGCGUGUCAGUCACGGCUGUGUCAGCAAAAUCCUUGGCAGUAGGUACUACGAGACAGGAAGCAUACGGCCGGGUGUGAUUGGAGGCUCUAAGCCCAAAGUGGCAACGCCUAAGGUAGUGGAGAAGAUUGGGGAUUACAAGCGGCAAAAUCCGACCAUGUUUGCUUGGGAAAUCCGGGAUCGUCUGUUGGCAGAAGGUGUUUGUGACAAUGACACUGUGCCCAGUGUUAGCUCCAUCAACAGGAUCAUUCGCACCAAAGUGCAGCAGCCAUUCAAUCUCCCAGGGGACAGCUGUGUGGUGUCUAAAGCGCUGAGCCCUGCCCACAGCCUCAUCCCCAGUUCAGCUGUGACACCCCCAGAGUCUCCGCAGUCUGAUUCACUGGGCUCCACGUAUUCCAUCAAUGGCAUUCUGGGCAUCAGCGCAUCCAGUAGUGACAGCAAGAGGAAAAUCCAGGACACAGGUGACCCAGACAGCUGCCGCCUCAGCACAGACUCUCAAGGCCACCAUGGUGGCACCCCCCACAAGUACCUGCACAGCGAUAGCUAUGGGCAGCACCCGCCGCAGUGCCCCUUUGAAAGGCAGCCCUUCCCGGAGUUGUAUGCCUCCCCUGGCCCUCAUGGCAAGGGAGAGCAGGCCAGCAUUUACACAUUGCCCCUGCUGGAUGCUUCCAUGGAUGAGGGCAAAGCGAUGCUGACUCCUUCCCACAUGCCGCUUGGGCGUAACCUGGCUGCCCAUCAACCGCCAUAUUCUGGUGCCAUGAAAGGGCGUGAGGCGGUGGGCUCCACCCUUCCUGGCUACCCUCCUCACAUUCCCACCAACCAGCAGGGAACCUACGGCUCUUCAGCGAUCGCUGGCAUGGUGGCAGCAGCAGGCAGUGAUUAUUCCGGAAAUGCUUACAGCCACGGCCAUUACUCCAGCUACGGAGAAAACUGGCGGUUCCCCAACUCCAGCCUCCUAGGUUCCCCUUAUUAUUACAGUUCACCUUCCCGGGGCCCUGUAGCCUCCAUGGUAACGUAUGACCACUUGUAGAGGAUCACAGAGCUGUAGAAGCCAGCCAGCUCAACCUGCUGGUCAGAAGAGAUAGACCUUGUUCAUCAUCCUGAAACAUCUGGGGGAAGGAGGAGCACCUGCGGAUUAGUACUCAGCCCUUGGCAAGGCACAUGAGCAGAAAAUGGACAGGCCAAGCAAAGACAGCCAGCCAAAGUGAUGCACAAAGACUAUGUACCUGGACGUAUAAAAGCCAGGCUGCUCCCCCUCUCCCCUGCCACCACGGCUGGGAAGAAAGGAAGAGAGGGUUCAUUCGGAUUUUGGGAAGCACAGGAGGGCAAGGAGGGAGAAAUGGAUUUUGUGAAAAUGAAGGGCAUAAAACCAGUGACAUGAAGGGGGCACUUUAUUUCUGUUCUUUCUUGCAUCAAGAAAGGAGGGGGGCAUGGAGGAGGGGGGCAG